AUGGUUCAUUAUAACAGACACCGUCGUCCAUCCGUUAAUCCAAAAGAGCCGACAAAAAUCAAAUUGAAAUUGCGACUCUCACAAAUCAUCGAUGUUGCCGAGCUUGCUCAAGUGAUGACGUGUAGUGUUUGGUUAAAACAGGUUUGGAUCGAUAAAAAGCUCUCGUGGGAUCCGCGGAAUUAUGGCGGUGUCUCGGUGUUGUAUGUGCCGUAUGAGAUGAUCUGGGUGCCCGAUAUUGUUCUCUAUAAUAAUGCCGAGAGCUACUACAACAUCACCAUCUCGACGAAGGCCACUCUUCACUAUUCGGGAGAGGUGACUUGGGAGCCGCCGGCUAUUCUCAAAUCUCUUUGUCAAAUCGAUGUUCAAUGGUUUCCUUUUGACGAGCAAAAAUGCAAUCUCAAAUUCGGCUCUUGGACCUAUGACGACAAUUUGUUGCAAUUGGAAUUGUUCGAAAACGACGUUCAUCACGAAAAGGAGAAAAACGAGUUGGGUGUGAUGGACGACGUGACGAUUGCUGUGGACGGAAUUGAUCUCUCUGAUUACUAUCCAUCCGUCGAAUGGGAUAUUAUGUCAAGAGUGGCAAAGAGCAGAAGCAAGAAUUAUCCAAGUUGUUGUCCCGGAUCGGCUUUUAUGGAUAUCAUUUAUUACUUGGUGCUACGACGAAAACCCCUUUUCUAUACGGUGAAUCUUGUGUUUCCAUGUGUCGGCAUCUCCUUUCUCACCAUUCUCGUUUUCUAUCUUCCUCCAGAUUCCGGUGAAAAGGUAACGCUGUGUAUCUCCAUUCUCGCCGCAUUGACUUUCUUCUUUUUGCUAUUGACCGAAAUCAUCCCAGCCACAUCAAUCACCCUUCCAUUGAUCGGCAAAUAUCUUCUAUUCACAAUGGUGAUGGUCACGCUCUCCGUUGUGGUCACUGUCAUUUCGCUGAAUCUUCACUUCCGAACCCCAAUCACGCACAUUAUGCCGAAUUGGGUGAAAGUCGUCUUUCUAAACUGGUUACCAAAGAUGCUUUUCAUGCGUCGCCCGGCUGGAAUCGAAAAAGGCUCGAAAAAAGGACGAAUUUUGUCGAGUUCCACAACAUUGGACGGGAAAAUCCCACUGAACUUUCACGAGCAUCGCGUCAAAGAGUCGGUUGGAUUCGGACGAGCGCUAGGAAAUUCGGCAAUUGAUGAGCGCAUUCAGAAGCUCUACUUUUCGCCACAGAUAGUCAGAUCUUUCGACAAUAUUUGCUUUAUUGCCGAGUUAUUGAAGAAAAAAGAUCGAAAUGACAAGAUCGAGGAAGAUUGGAAAUAUGUGGCAAUGGUGUUGGAUCGUUUGUUUUUGUUGAUAUUCGCGACAGCGUGCUUUGUUGGCACUCUAUACAUUUUGUUUCAGGCGCCAACUCUUUUCGAUGACGCCAAAGCGAUCACCAGAGACACCGAGACGAUGAAACGAGCGAAUAUCGUCAAGAAU
This is a messenger RNA of Mesorhabditis belari, 1449 nucleotides long. The record is from the annotation of a GenBank genome assembly. Lineage: Eukaryota; Metazoa; Nematoda; Chromadorea; Rhabditida; Rhabditidae.